Messenger RNA from Nicotiana attenuata, 606 nucleotides. RefSeq names its product RNA-directed DNA polymerase homolog. The transcript has 2 exons. The record is from RefSeq and is a predicted model, not a curated record. The annotation marks the transcript as partial. Lineage: Eukaryota; Viridiplantae; Streptophyta; Magnoliopsida; Solanales; Solanaceae.
AUGCCAGAGAGUUCCUACCGCCCGCCAGCUAUCCAGGGUUCCCCCAGUGGGCAUUCAGGCCCCCAUGGUCCCCCUGACCCUUAUUUCAAUGCCAUGCCGGAGAGUUCAUGCCGUCCUCCAGCUAUCCGGGGUUCUUCCGGUAGGUAUUCAGGUCAGCAGACUCAGACUCCAGGGCAGCAGGCUAUGAUGCGGAUGUGCAUUGAUUACCGCCAGUUGAACAAGGUCACCAUCAAGAACAAGUACCCGCUGCCUCGUAUUGAUGAUUUGUUCGACCAGCUGCAGGGUGCUAGGGUGUUCUCUAAGAUUGACCUGAGGUCAGGAUAUCAUCAGCUGAAGAUUCGGGACUCGGAUGUUCCGAAGACUGCAUUCCGGACUAGAUAUGGCCAUUAUGAGUUUCUAGUGAUGUCCUUUGGCUUGACCAAUGCGCCAGCAGCAUUUAUGGAUCUGAUGAACAGGGUAUUCAGGCCUUAUAUUGAUUCCUUCGUCAUCGUCUUCAUUGACGACAUCUUGAUAUACUCGCGUAGACUGGGAGAGCACGAGCAACAUUUGAGAGUAGUGCUUCAGACCUUGCGAGAGCAGCAGCUGUAUGCUAAGUUCUCCAAGUGU